Molecule: messenger RNA, 1553 nt
Organism: Salpingoeca rosetta
Lineage: Eukaryota; Choanoflagellata; Craspedida; Salpingoecidae
Product: NEDD8-activating enzyme E1 catalytic subunit
Exons: 14
Coding region: 95-1420 (441 amino acids)
Biological process (GO): protein neddylation
Cellular component (GO): nucleus; cytoplasm
Molecular function (GO): NEDD8 activating enzyme activity
Source: RefSeq, a predicted model, not a curated record
CGAAGUUUUCUUUGGCUUGUUUGUUUGUUUGGGUGGUGUUGUUGAUGAGGAGAGCAAAAGCAAGACUGGUUGGAAGGGCGCACACACACACCAGAUGUCAACACCCGAGCACAACAAGAAACCAAAGAUGGGUGACCGCUGGGCACACAUUGACAAGCUUCUGUCCCGCACGGGACCGCUUGCCGUGGAGGGCUUUGAUGAAGCCGUGGGCAUGAUUCGCCCGUUCCUGCAAGACAGUGUUAGGAUCCUGGUCAUCGGCGCCGGUGGCCUGGGCUGCGAGCUCCUCAAGGACCUGGCGCUGAUGGGGUUCCGCAACAUUGAUGUGAUCGACAUGGACACCAUUGACCUCUCAAACCUCAACCGCCAAUUCCUCUUCAGGGAGGCUGACAUUGGGUCGCCAAAGGCAGAGGUUGCCGCCAAGUUCAUUGAGAAGCGCGUGCCGGGCUGCAAGGUCACGCCCCACUUCUCCCGGAUUGAAUCAAAGGACCGGGCCUUUUACAAACAGUUUACUGUUGUUGUGUGCGGUCUCGACUCCAUCGUGGCGCGGCGAUGGGUCAACAGCAUGAUGCACAGUCUGCUGCGCUACGACGAGGCCGGCGAGUUGGACCAGUCGUCGAUGAUUCCGCUCGUCGACGGCGGCACCGAAGGGUUCCAGGGCAAUGCGCGUGUCAUCUUCCCUGGUAUGACGGCGUGCGUGGAGUGCAUGCUGUCACUGUACACACCCCAGGUCAACUUUCCCAUGUGCACCAUCGCCAACACACCCCGUCUCCCUGAACACUGCAUCGAAUUCGCCAGGCUCGUCCUGUGGCCGAAACACCGAGACGAUCAGAUUGACGGCGACAACCCGGAGCACAUCACGUGGCUCUUUGAAAAGGCACGGGAGCGGGCUGCUGAGUUUGGGAUUGGCGGGGUGACGUAUCGGCUGACGCAAGGCGUGACGAAGCGCAUCAUCCCAAAUGUGGCCUCCACCAGCGCCGUCAUUGCCGCUGCAUGCGCAAAUGAGGUCUUCAAGGUCGUCUCAAGCUGCACCAAGUACCUGGACAACAACCUCAUCUUCAACGAUGUGGACGGCGUGUACACGUAUGCAUACAAGUACGACCGUGACCCGGACUGCCUGACGUGCAGCAACAAGCCCGUCGACGUGGCGUGCUCCCCCGAGAUGAGCCUCACCCAUCUCCGCGAAACACUUUGCACCAGCGACAAGUUUCAGCUGCGUGGCCCCGGGCUGACGACGACUGUUGGCGGGAAGAACAAGACACUGUACAUGGCGAGACCAGCAGCCCUCGAGCAGGCAACCCGCCCUAACCUCGACAAGUCCCUCGCAGAGCUUGGGCUGGAGCACAACCAGAUGGUGAAUGUGGUCGAUCCCACCGUGGCUGGCGCCCUUCGCCUUCGCCUGGUGAUGAAGCAGCAGCCAUGAGCAGCAUCGCCCCAUGGCUUUGACAUGCCUUGCUCCAACACCACACAACACCAACAAGACACAAACAAACCACAAGCACAAUGACAGCCACCACGGCCACCAGCAACAACAUCAUUAAACGACACUGAAGCAA